Cylicostephanus goldi is the source of this 285-nucleotide messenger RNA. The record is from the annotation of a GenBank genome assembly. Lineage: Eukaryota; Metazoa; Nematoda; Chromadorea; Rhabditida; Strongylidae.
AUGGUGAAGAAAGAUGAUGUUGUUGUAUUUAUGAAAGGUACACAACAAGAACCGAUGUGUGGUUUUUCUCGAAAUGUGAAAUUGGUCCUAGAUUUUCACAAUGUUAAGUUCAAAGAUUAUAAUGUGCUCGAAGAUCAAGAACUCCGAGAAGGAGUAAAAGCUUACAGUGAAUGGCCAACUAUUCCUCAGGUAUUUGUAAAAGGCGAAUUUGUUGGAGGAUAUUAUCAAUUUAGUGAUUUCUUCGACUCGAAGGGCAUACCAAACAAGUAUGGAGAGAAGAAGUAG